Molecule: messenger RNA, 351 nt
Organism: Microthlaspi erraticum
Lineage: Eukaryota; Viridiplantae; Streptophyta; Magnoliopsida; Brassicales; Brassicaceae
Source: the annotation of a GenBank genome assembly
AUGAGCAAGCUAGAAGGAACAUUGAGGCUAAAACCAAGCAGUAUGCUCAACAAGCCAACAAGGGCGAAAGGAAUGGUCUUUGAAGUGGGAGACAAGGUUUGGAUCCAUCUGCGCAAAGAGAGAUUCCCGGCCGAGCGCAAAUCCAAACUUAUGCCGAGGAUAGAUGGACCAUUUGAGAUCACCAGAAGAAUCAACAACAACUCCUACCAAAUUGAUCUUCAAGAUGAACCAGAUUUGAGGACAAAUCCUUUUCAAGAGGGAGGGGAUGAUAUGAUCAUGGAGGAGGUUGCUAGGAACUUGGACCAGGAAGCAGCUGGAGAGCUUGAAGCGAGCUUGAGAGGAGCAGCUUGA